AUGGUUAAGGAAGAGAAGAAAAAGAAGCCAAUGGAACGUUACAAAAGAAUGCAAUGUUGGGUGAUUGUGAAGAGGAUGGUAGAAGGAAGAGAUGGUUGGGCUUUGAAAGCACCUCUUGAUAUCAAGUUUUUGAAGGGUUGCUUAGAGAACAAGUCAAAAGUGAAGAAGGCAAUUGGUUUGAAAGAUAUUGAGGGCAAAUUGAAAUCAUAUUCAUCGCCUGAUGAAUUUGCUGAUGAUAUGAGGUUUGUAUUCAAUCAUGGAAUGUGUUACCCUCGAAGAGAUGAUGUUUUCAGAAUUGCAGCAAGACUUAGUGACACUUUUGAGUACAAGUGGAAGGUUUUGAAGAAAGAGUGGGCACUUGAGGAGAAAAGAUUGAUGAAGGACAGGAAUCAUAAGAGGAAGAGGGAAUCACAAUCACUGUGUCCAAUGAUUAGAUAA
Messenger RNA from Trifolium pratense (red clover), 438 nucleotides. RefSeq names its product transcription factor GTE4-like. Gene Ontology annotation, molecular function: protein binding. NCBI's taxonomy places the organism in Eukaryota, Viridiplantae, Streptophyta, Magnoliopsida, Fabales, Fabaceae. The coding region runs from base 1 to 438 and encodes 145 amino acids. The record is from RefSeq and is a predicted model, not a curated record. The transcript has a single exon.